AUGCGUUUGAGUUGCGCACUGAUCGCCCUUUGGUCGUCCCUAAGUCUGGCCGAUGCGCGGUGGUGUAUCACGCUGGCCGUCACCAAUGGACUCUGUGUUCCGCUGGCCGGCUGCCCACCGUGGAAGCAGCUCUCGGACAAAACGUACAUCAGCGUACAGGAAACGAAUCUGCUGCAAAAUCUUCAGCGGUCGACGCCAAAGACGCAGAGCUCGGUUCAAUCGACAAAGAGCAGCACCACCACCUUCAGACCGGAAGUAGACACCUUCGUUCCCCACCGGGUCACCGAUCGGAUGGUACCGCACGGAGAGUGUCUUCAAGAUUGGCUACCAGAAGACGCUAGGCACGGUGGGCGAUACGCAGAGAAUGCCGCCUUUGGAGUGUUCGUAGCCGGCACCAACGCCCAAGACAAACGGGGCCGAUGCGUUGGAAGUCUCAUCACUCCCGACUACGUCCUGACGGUGGCACACUGCGCGAAGGACCUCGAGAACCUCGUGCUGUACGUGAACGCGCACAAUCUAUCGGACGACGGCCACGGGCUGCAGAUUCGGGGAAGAAACGUGCGCCCUUCGUACGUGGAGGAGGUCAUCAUCCACGAGAACUACACGAAGACUAGCGCAGGGUGUGACAUCGCGUUGCUCCGGUUAAAACGCAGCAUUCCGAUGGGUGCGCCGGACUCACCGUGGCCGGUUUGCGUCCCACUGGCGCAGGAACACGAGGAGGUUGCCUCCUUCGGGCACGCGUUGCGCUCCUUCGGCUGGGGCCUCAAUGCGGAAGGGCAACCCAGUGACACCAAGCAGUGGGUAACGGUGGAGCGCAUUUCACUGGAGCAGUGCCGGGACAUCCUUCAAGGCGCAAGUCUUACCGCCCCUCAGCUCGACGAGCGGAGCAUCUGCACGGUCAGCAUCACCGGACACGACGUGUUCGCCGGCUAUUCCGGUGGGCCGCUGAUGUACCGCAAGCAGGGUGUCUGGUUCGUGGUGGGACUGGUCAGCUACGGUGUCGGACGGACCAACAACCUCUACCCCGUCGUUUCGACCAACGUCCAGCAGUACGGUGAGUGGAUACUGGACAAGAUACGAUCCAGGAGCGGUCCUGGUAGAGUGGCCGCCACUGGGCAGUCAUUGAAAUAA
Messenger RNA from Anopheles bellator, 1131 nucleotides. Its product is annotated as CLIP domain-containing serine protease B15-like. Lineage: Eukaryota; Metazoa; Arthropoda; Insecta; Diptera; Culicidae. The coding region runs from base 1 to 1131 and encodes 376 amino acids. The transcript has 4 exons. Gene Ontology annotation, molecular function: serine-type endopeptidase activity. The record is from RefSeq and is a predicted model, not a curated record. Gene Ontology annotation, biological process: proteolysis.